UCUCCUUGGUUUCAAGAAGAGCAGAAAAAUAGUACUCCACCAGGCAGUUCCCACAAAGACUCUCUUCCAAGGACUGAGAGGUUUCAAGGAAGACGUGGUGCACUUAACUAUGGUGAUGAAACAGGAAUUCCUUCUAGAGACGAAUCUCAGAAUUUUGAAAGAAGCACUUGUGAUAGUGUUUUUGAUGGGGAGAGUGUUACUACUGCAUCCAAAGGAGCCAUUACCAACAUCCAUGAUUUUGUUGCAGGAUUGAAAAUGGCUCGUGCACAGUAUCAAAAGCAACUGAAUGAUCAGGAGGCAGGACAGAGUGCAUGUGAAGACUUUGGAGGACAGGAAACAAGGGGUAUUGGCCUCGAUCCAAUUAUUGACCCGUUGGAGUCCCCUUCGAGAUGGCCAUUAGAGUUUGAGAUGAAGCAACAACAGAUUAUAGAGCUCUGGCAUACAUGCAAUGUCGCCUUGGUUCACCGGACUUACUUUUUCUUGCUCUUCAAGGGCGAACCUGCGGAUGCUAUUUACAUGGAAGUUGAACUCAGGAGGCUAUCCUUUGUGAAAAGAACAUUCCCUCGAGAAGGCAUGAAGACAGCGGAAGGAGUUCAGGUUGUGACCCUAGCAUCAAGUAAAAGAAGGCUUCGGCGGGAAAGAGAGAUGCUAUUUAGGCAGAUGCAGAAAAGAUUCACUCCAGCAGAGAGGGAGAGCCUUUACACCAAAUGGGGAAUUGCACUUGACUCUAAGCAGAGGAAACGGCAGUUGGUUCAACGCCUUUGGACUGAGACCGAAGAUCUUGAGCACGUCAGAGAGAGUGCUUCAAUUGUUGCGAAGCUAAUUGGACUGUUAGAACCUGGGAAAGCCCUGAAAGAGAUGUUUGGGCUGAGCUUUGCGCCUGAGCAAUAUAGCCGGAGGUCUGUCAAAUGGAAGCAUGGUAUCUCCCCAUUCAAGUGAGCAGCAUUACUCCGAGACCCAACUAACUAGCAUUUAUAGUUUUGUAGCUUUGUUUUGGUAAUUCUGUGUGUCUAAUUGAAUUUGUAGCUGACCACUUGAUAUGUAUGGGUUAAUUAUGGGUUUAUGACCAACGUUUGUCACUGGUUUCUUGUUAUUUCCACUAAUAGAAGCUAAUGCAUGUGUGUGUAAUGGCACCUUAUGAUAUGAACUAGCUGAUGAAUGAACAAAUAAGAGAGAGGAGUUAAAAAAAAGUAUA
Asparagus officinalis (garden asparagus) is the source of this 1195-nucleotide messenger RNA. RefSeq names its product kinesin-like protein KIN-7F. Gene Ontology annotation, molecular function: microtubule motor activity. The record is from RefSeq and is a predicted model, not a curated record. Gene Ontology annotation, biological process: microtubule-based movement. The transcript is spliced from 3 exons. NCBI's taxonomy places the organism in Eukaryota, Viridiplantae, Streptophyta, Magnoliopsida, Asparagales, Asparagaceae. The coding region runs from base 256 to 939 and encodes 227 amino acids.